AUGCCAGGGAUACCACCAAGUAUGGAUUUGCUCAGAAUUCAUUCGAACAAUAAGACUGAAGUCAGCAUGUUUAUACUCAGGGGAUUCACAGAUGAUUUUGAACUGCAAGUCAUCUUAUUUUUACUAUUUCUAGCAGUCUAUCUUUUUACUCUAGUAGGCAAUUUGGGAUUGGUGUUAUUGGUAAUAGUAGAUUCUCGGCUACACAACCCCAUGUACUAUUUUCUGAGUGUGCUAUCAUUCUUGGAUGCCUCCUAUUCUAGCGUUGUCACACCAAAAAUGUUGGUAAAUUUCCUUGCAAAGAAUAAAUCCAUUUCUUAUGCAGGGUGUGUCACAGAAAUGCUUCUCUUUGUGACUUUUGGAACCACAGAAUGUUUCCUUUUGGCUGCUAUGGCUUAUGACCGCUAUGUAGCCAUCUACAACCCCCUCCUGUACUCGGUGACCAUGUCAGCCAGAGUUUAUCUGCCACUCAUCAUUGCUUCCUAUCUUGGUGGCAUUACACAUGCAUUGAUACACACAGUGGCUACUUUUAGCCUGUCCUUCUGUGGAUCCAAUGAAAUCAAGCAUGUCUUCUGUGAUAUCCCUCCACUACUUGCUAUUUCCUGUUCUGACACAAAAAUAAACCAGCUUCUACUCUUCUACUGUGUAGGGUCUAUUGAGAUAGUCACUAUUCUGAUUGUCCUGGUCUCCUAUGGUUUCAUUCUUUUGGCCAUUCUGAGAAUGCGUUCAGCUGAAGGGAGGAGAAAAGUGUUCUCUACCUGUGGCUCUCACCUAACUGGAGUGUCCAUUUAUCAUGGGACAAUCCUCUUCAUGUAUGUGAGACCAAGUUCUAACUAUGCCUUGGAGCAUGACAUGAUCGUGUCGACAUUUUACACCAUUGUGAUCCCCAUGCUGAAUCCCAUCAUUUACAGUUUGAGAAACAAAGAUGUAAAGGAGGCAAUGAAGAAAUUAUUGAAAAGAAUUUGGUUCAUCAAUCAAGUGGAUUUUUAA
Dipodomys spectabilis (banner-tailed kangaroo rat) is the source of this 987-nucleotide messenger RNA. RefSeq names its product olfactory receptor 1094-like. Gene Ontology annotation, cellular component: membrane. The coding region runs from base 1 to 987 and encodes 328 amino acids. NCBI's taxonomy places the organism in Eukaryota, Metazoa, Chordata, Mammalia, Rodentia, Heteromyidae. Gene Ontology annotation, biological process: sensory perception of smell; G protein-coupled receptor signaling pathway. The record is from RefSeq and is a predicted model, not a curated record. The transcript has a single exon. Gene Ontology annotation, molecular function: olfactory receptor activity; odorant binding; G protein-coupled receptor activity.